Molecule: messenger RNA, 2201 nt
Organism: Scleropages formosus (Asian bonytongue)
Lineage: Eukaryota; Metazoa; Chordata; Actinopteri; Osteoglossiformes; Osteoglossidae
Product: eukaryotic translation initiation factor 4H-like
Exons: 7
Coding region: 704-1432 (242 amino acids)
Molecular function (GO): RNA binding
Source: RefSeq, a predicted model, not a curated record
CAACCUUUGGGUCCAAAGGUGGUAGCUAUAACCACUAUGCUACCAGCUGUCCCUACUUCCCACUUCAUUGUGAGGAGGAAUGGCCCGCGUGAGCGAACGUGCUGUAUUUUUGCUUUGUUUUUGUUGAUUCACUCACUUUGGUCAGAUGUACUUGGAUAAAAACUUGAUCGAUCCCAAAGGAAUCUGUACAAGGCUACAGCAGCACACAUACUGCAGAGCAGUGAGAGACACAAGGGAAUAACACAGGAAUAAAUAAAUGACAGUGGUUCCAAAUGAGUGAAAAGUAGUAUUAAGAGCUCAGUACUUCCUUAAGGGCCAUAAGAGGUUGGUUCCGAUUUAAGUUUUGUCUCCUGCGGUUACCUAGGUAUAAAAUUAGGUAUUUUAAAGUGUGAUCGCAUAUCCCUAUCAUAUUUUUAAAAUAUAUUUUGCUAAGAGAGAGAUUCUUGUGGCUUCUCUCACUGUGCUCUCCUUAAGUCUCCAUAAGUUCAUCUUCUCGAGUUCUUGCCUUUUUGUGGAACUGCCCCUGCAUUUGGUAUUACUGCUGUGUUCAUAUGUCCUGUACUGGUGUUCUUCCCCUUGACGUCCUGCUGGAUCUAGUGAACGUCCAGUUUGGCGCAGAGGCCAGUGGAGUAAAACUGCAGCUCCGUGAACAUGCUGUCACAGAGCGCACUGGUGUACAUGUGCCGCGCUAAGUCUACUCCCUAUGGCUCCCAGUGCAAAGGCCGAAAGACCCCGCGGCGGAAGCGGUGUGGGGGCCCCUCGCAAGCAGAAAGAGCUUCCAACGGAGCCGCCAUACACGGCCUACGUGGGCAACCUGCCUUUCAACACAGUGCAGGGCGACAUCGACGUCAUCUUCAAAGACCUCAACGUCAGAAGCGUCCGGCUCGUUCGGGACAAAGAAACAGACAAGUUCAAAGGUUUCUGUUAUGUAGAAUUUGAUGACCUGGAGUCCCUGAAAGAAGCCUUGAUGUAUGACGGUGCUCUCCUGGGAGAUCGGUCGCUGCGAGUAGACAUUGCAGAGGGCCGUCGGCAAGAGAAGGGCGGAGGGUUCGGGUUCCGGAAGGAUGACAGAGGAGGCUGUGGUGGCUCACGUGGUCCCAGAGGAGGGGGACGCGAUUCCGGAGAUGACUUCGACUAUUCAGGAGGGUUCAGAGAUGACGACUUCAUGGGUGGGAGGAGUCGAGGGGGACGUCCUGGGGACAGAAGGGGACCCGGAGGGAGCUCGGGAGGCAUGGGCCGCUACAGAGACGGACCUCGUGGGGGUCCCACAGACUUCAGAGAACCUUCUGAAGAAGAGAGAGCACAGAGACCGAGGCUACAGCUGAAGCCGCGCACGGUUGACGCCCCCUUGAACCAGGUGGCUAACCCGAACUCUGCCAUCUUUGGUGGUGCUAAGCCGCGGGAGGAGGUCAUCCUCAAAGCCAAGGACUAAGGGGCGGUGGGGGGGGCAACGGGGGGGCAUGCCUGUAGAGACCCAGCCGCUGAGGGGGAGUAUCAUCUGUCGCCACCGUUACUGUUCCUUCCUGCUAGACAAGCUGCGACCCUCCUCUGUGUGCACCCUUGUCAAACAAACCAUGUACUCAGCUGCACACGCAUGCACACACACACACACACACACACACACACACACACACACAGAGAGCGUGUGUGAAGCAAGCAGCCGCGAGUGCAUGUCAGCGGUUAACAGCAAUUGUUUAUGUUGAUACCUGUGUUUAGUGCCUGCUUUGUACACGUUGCAUUGUAGGUGGACUGUAGAGCUGUAGGGCACUGGGGCCUCUUCCCCCCAUUUCUGUAAGUGUGUGUGUGUCUCUCUCACAGAGAGAGAGCUGAAGAGCAGUGUGUGAUGUGUAGUACUUCCCCCACCCCAGCUUACAGGUGAGGGCAGCGUAAAGGGCACUUGGGUGAUGGGUACGAGGGGUAAGGGCUCUGCGACAAUCUCGAGAUGCGCAGUUUGUGUGACUGGUGCUCAUGUUUCCUGAUUUGGCUGAAACUCUGUGCAUUUUUGGGGUUUUUUUCCACUUUAAUCAUGCAAAACUGGUCUCCAACCCACCUGGUUUACUGUCUAACUCAUUCCCAGCUCUUUAUCACCUUUCUUCUGUUUUUUUGUUAGGCUUUUUGUUCUGUGAACAACGGCUGAGCAGUGGUGUGUGUGUGUGUGUGUGUGUGUGUGUGUGUGUGUGUGUGUGUGUGUGUGUGUGUGU